Messenger RNA from Sorex araneus (European shrew), 1311 nucleotides. RefSeq names its product family with sequence similarity 83 member A (gene SACK1A). The record is from RefSeq and is a predicted model, not a curated record. Bases 1 to 1311 code for a protein of 436 amino acids. NCBI's taxonomy places the organism in Eukaryota, Metazoa, Chordata, Mammalia, Eulipotyphla, Soricidae. Gene Ontology annotation, biological process: epidermal growth factor receptor signaling pathway. The transcript has 4 exons.
AUGAGCCGGGCCCGGCACCUGGGGAAGAUCCGGAAACGUCUGGAAGACGUGAAGAGCCGCUGGUGCCGGCCGGCCAGGGCCGACUUCAGCGACAACGAGAGCGCGCGGCUGGCCACGGAUGCGCUGCUGGACGGCGGGCCCGAGGCCUACUGGCAGGCGCUGGUCCAGGAGGGCGAGGUGGACUUCCUGUCGUCGGCCGAGACCCAGUACGUGCAGGCGCGGGCCAAGGAGCCCGCGUGGGUGCCCGAGCCGCCGGCGGGGCCCGAGGCCGGGCUCAGCAGGGACGCCGAGUCCUGCUCGGGCCAGUCGGGGACCUACUUCCCCGCGGCCUCGGAGGGCAGCGAGCCGGCCCUGCUGCACUCCUGGGCGGCGGCCGACAAGCCCUACCUGCGGGAGAAGUCCAGCGCCACCGUGUACUUCCAGACGGACAAGCACAACAACAUCAGGGACCUGGUCCGCCGCUGCAUCUCCCGCACCAGCCAGGUCCUGGCCAUCCUCAUGGACGUGUUCACGGAUGUGGAGAUCCUCUGUGAUAUUCUGGAGGCGGCCAACAAGCGUGGCGUGUUCGUCUGCAUGCUCCUGGACCAGGGAGGCGUGACCCUCUUCCAGGAGAUGUGUGACAAGGUGCAGCUCUCGGACAGUCACUUCAAGAACUUUUGCGUCCGGAGUGUGGAAGGAGAAGUGUAUUGUGCCAAGUCAGGGCGGAAGUUUGCCGGCCAAAUCCAGGAGAAGUUCAUCAUCUCUGACUGGAGAUAUGUCCUUUCGGGGUCCUACAGCUUCACCUGGCUCUGCGGACACGUGCACCGGAACAUCCUGUCCAAGUUCACGGGCCAGGCGGUGGAGCUGUUCGACGAGGAGUUCCGCCACCUCUACGCCUCCUCCAAGCCCCUCAUGGGCCCCAAGUGUCCCCCACUGCUGGCCGCCGUCUCGCCCCGGGUGGGACCCAGCCCCCCGGCCGGCUGCCUCAGUGGCACCAGCAGCUCCGUCAGUGACCACACAUCCUCCAACCCCUUCAGCAGCCCCUCGUCGGGCGACCACGCCCCGAACCACAGCCUGUCGGUGUCGUCAGGGCCCAGCAGCCCACUCACCCCCAACCCGCCUCCGACCCCCAGGUCCCAGGCCCUGCACAGCCCCCUGGGGCCCGUGACCCCGCUCGCACACAUCUCCCCGAGGGCCUACAAAGGCCCAGCAGCCCCUUAUAACAACUUCGACGCCUACCGGCCCACGCGGCUGCAGCUGGAGCAGCUGGGCCUGGUGCCCAGGGCGGUGCACACCUGGAGGCCCUUUCUCCAGGCCUCCCCGUACUUCUGA